AUGUCACAACAAGAUGGAGCGCUCGGUCAUUUCCAUGGGGGACAACAAGAUCCCAACACGGCAUGUCCCCAAGAGUUGCGAAACCAGAACGUCCAUCCCGGCCAUUCAUCAUCCUUCUCUAGCCCCAGAGCCUCCAAUAGCCCAUUGGCCUGUCCCUUUUACAAAUUCAACCCCGUCCUUUAUGAUGAAUGCAAAAAAUUCCAGUUCGCCCGAGUUUGGAAUAUGAAGCAGCAUCUCGUUCGCUCUCACUCAGUGUCCGAACCUUCCACGCUUUCCUGCAAUGUGUGCCAUAGCCCGUUCGUCGAUGAGCAAUCUAAGAGGCUUCAUCUCCACGAUGGUAGCUGUCGCAUCGCCGCUGCGCCAGAAAAGCUCUCGCCCCAAGAGGUCGUCAAAUUGAAAGAAACAAGAUUUCCCCGAGGAUCUAGUGCUGCGAGCCAAUGGUUUGCUAUAUGGAUCCAGCUCUUCCCCGGACACACCAAGCCACAGACUCCCUACAAGGAGUCCAACAACAUCAAGGAGGUAAUCUCUCUCAUAUCGCCUAUUGUGGAGAGUCACUUCCAUGCUGCCUUCCCUAGUCUGCCUCGGCAGCAUCGCCAGAGUGACAUCUCACCCGUCAAAAUAAUCAUGGACAAUGUCUGUCGUGAUUUCUGCAACAGCCUUCCCACCUCGCGUCAGAGGCCUUCUAUCAAACUCCCAAGCCUGGAUAAUGCUGGUCACAGCCCGGAUGGCAGGGUUGCCUCCUUCGCUCUAGUAUUGCCAUCGUCUGGAAAUCCAAACCAUGAUGCUACAGCCGUGCUCGGGCCUCCCUCGUUUGGGAACAACCUGACAAGCAUGGGCCCCAUUAUGGAUUCAGCAUUUGGCUUCGACCUGCCUGGAUUUUCGGAGCCUAAUAACACAGGAAUAGACGAAGGCCUCUUCAAUCCAUUUUCGCCCUACAUCCAUGAUCACACCUUUGGGAAUGCAGAUGUUGAUGAGUCCGGGUUAGACGAGUAUGUUGGAGAUAACUAA
Messenger RNA from Clonostachys rhizophaga, 1008 nucleotides. Lineage: Eukaryota; Fungi; Ascomycota; Sordariomycetes; Hypocreales; Bionectriaceae. The record is from the annotation of a GenBank genome assembly.